GGGACCGGGACCGGGUCCUGGUCCUGCCGCGGAACCGGCCCCGCAGCCGGUCCCAGAACCGGCCGCCCCCGCCACAGCCGCGCUCUACGUGCACUGGCCCUACUGCCGCAAGCGCUGCUCCUACUGCAACUUCAACACUUACGUGGUGCCAGCGGUGGAUGAGGCGGCCGUGCGCGCCUGCCUGGUGCGGGAGGCACACACCCUGCUGCGCCUCAGCCAGGUGCACAGCAUCACCUCUGUGUUCUUCGGUGGCGGCACCCCCAGCCUGGCCAGCCCUCGCACCAUUGCGGCGGUGCUGGAGGCUGUGGCAGGGGCUGCCCAUCUGCCCGGCAGUGCCGAGGUCACGCUGGAGGCCAACCCCAGCUCCAUGGACACAUCACGGCUCACCGGCUUCAGGGCGGCUGGCGUCAACCGCCUCUCCAUCGGCGUCCAGGUGAGAGGGGCUCUCUCUCGCGGCCCUGCAGCACCCCAUGACCCCACUGUCACCACACUCCCUCCACAGUCGCUGGACGACGCCGAGCUGCGGCUGCUGGGCCGGGAGCACACGGCGGCGGAGGCACAGAAGGCCGUAGAGGCAGCGCGAGGGCUCUUCCCUGGCCGCACCUCCAUCGACCUCAUGUUUGGGCUGCCGGGGCAGAGCCGGGACACCUGGGCCCAGGGGCUGGAGGCGGCGCUGGGGCUCUGCGAUGACCACAUCUCCCUGUACCAGCUGACGCUGGAGCGGGGCACGGCACUGGCAGCACAGGUCCGGGGGGGGACCCUGCCCUUGCCCCCCCAGGACCUGUUGGCCGACAUGUACCAGACAGCCCGCACUGUGCUGGUGGCCGCCGGCUUCCGCCACUACGAGGUCUCCAAUUUUGCACGCAAGGGUGCCCUCAGCAAGCACAACCUCUCGUACUGGCGGGCUGACCAGUACAUCGGUGUGGGGCCAGGAGCACAUGGGCGCUUCGUGCCACAGGGUGAGGGCGGCUGCAGCCGGGAAGCCCGUGUCCAGACACUGGAGCCUGUUGCCUGGAUGCGGGAAGUGCAGAGCCAGGGACACGGCACCAGGAGUCGGGUGGUGCUGAGCCCGCUGGAGCAGCUGGAGGAGGUGCUCACCCUGGGACUACGCACAGAUGAGGGUGUCACACACGAGUGGUCUGCGGUGCACCUGGGCCGGCCUGGCCGUGCUGGACUCGCUGCUGCCCGACCUGCUGUGCCAGCUCCAGCGGUGUUGGGCACUGCCCGGUGCCCACCGAGGGGGAACCCAGCAGGGGACAGACACAGAUGGACACGGUGGCCAGAAUGUGGGGUCUGCAAGAAGGAAAAGACCUCUGAACAGCCCAGUUCAGCAAUUUCAGAAGAGCCUGAGCCCGAGCCUGAGCCUGAGCCCAAGCCCGAUCCAAAUGUUCUGCAAGGAGAGGAUAUCCAGGCACUUGCAAUUAAGGUGGAGGACCUGCAGAAAGUUCAUGCUCCACGCCUUCCCCAUGAUGCUGGGAGAGUUCCAGUUAGGAAGAAUUACCUCGUUCGAAAAUACCGACCCAAGGAGGUGACAUAUCUUGUAGCACAUCCCGCUUCCCCCAAGGCACCCAGGCAACCACUGACUUUUCCUGGACCAAAAGAGUUUGCUGAUGGCUGCGAAGAGAUUCUUCCUCAUCACAUUUUGGGAAGUGUCCAGGAGUUUAAGAUGGAAGUCUGGGCCAGAAGAAGCACUCGGACAGCAGAUGUUAUUGAGGUUCCUCGUCCAGAUGUUACUGCAGCAGCUUUGAAAGAGAAACAUGGAGGAGAGAAGAAGCAAAAGGCUCCUCAGGCCCAACUAGCAGGGCACAGAGCUCUCCAGAACUGGAGCCAUCAUAUGGCAAUCAGGAAAAAGCAGGAGAAACACCUAGGAGAAAUUCUUCAGAAGCCAGAGAAUGAAUUGAUGAUGAACAUCGCGGAGAAUUACAGGCAAGUCAUGGAAGAAAGGGACCUCAUUGACCGGAGUCUCCCCUACCUCCAUCCUGGAAAGGGAUUCCGAGUAGGAAGUGAGUUCUGGAGCCAGCCCGACCGUAUUGGAGAUGAACUCACCGGCCUGAUGCUGACACUGACUCGGACAGAACGUGGGGACCGAGAGCCAAUCACUCAUGUGGGCAAACCCUGCACUGUCCAGAAGGAAACAGCUCUGAAGCCCCCAACGAAGAUUCCUUGCCAUCUAACCUGGGAUAAGAGUCUUUUCCUGAAACAUCGGCGGCAGGAGCUGAAAUCUGUCCUGGAGGAGCUGGGUUUUUAUAAGCCGGAUCUGGAAGGACUGGAGCUGAUUGGUAAAGGGCAGCCAUUCACAUCUGUCUCAGCAGAGGCUUCUCCAUGUUCCGCUUCUCCAUGUUCCACUCCUCCUGAAGAGAUUGACAGUGACUCCUGCAAUGUGGCUCCAGAAGAAGAAAAGCAUCUAUCUUUAGUUUUCUGUGGCAAGCCUGCUCGUUGGAUCAAGGGCAUCACUUCUUGCAGGAAUGAAAUUGGUGUUGCUGCCCGGCUCACCUUCGAGACUCUGGCUGGUGAGGAGGCCGAAAGCUUCCUGACGGUGAGCAAUGAUGGCACAGCUGCCAUCUGGUACAGCUGGAUGAGGCUGCCCCAGCAGAUUCCCUCCAGAGAAACCAAGGGGAGGAGGAUGCCAUGUUUUUACUUUGAUACCAGACCAGGUGUCAUUUUGCCUGGAGAAACUCGGAGGUUUUCCUUCCUUUUCAAGUCGAGGAGAGCAGGCAUUUUCAGUGAGCCCUGGGAAUUUAGGACACAUCCUCUGUUAUUAGGAGGAGCUCUGCUGCAGGUGACCCUUUGGGGAAUUGCUGUGUAUGAGGAUAAAUUGGCUGACUUCAGAGAGAAUCUGGAGAGUGACCUGGCUGCUCGAGAAGGUGCUGCUAUUGUCAAAGACAAUCUCAGUGAACUUCUUGACCAAGUUCGGACCCCGGAGCGCACCCCAUCUCCUGCCUGUGCCACCGAGGAAGAGUUGUUCCACAGGAAGAAUCCCGGGUUUUAUUAUCAGUAUCAAGUGGUAAAGCAGCUGCACAAACUAUGGAGACAGUACAUGACUGUGCCUUCAGCCUUCGAGGAGAAAGUGCCCUCGGACCAGAGGAGCACUGCAGAGGAGGACACAGAGUACCAGGAGAGCACUGUGGAGCCUCUCCCUGCUCGGAGCAGCACCACGGAGCUCCCAGGUGGGAAGAACUCACUAGAGGAGGCUCUGAGGCAGAAGAUGAGCACUGAGGAGGAAGAAGCAGACCCGUCAGGAUGGAACCUUUCCCUUGACGACUUUAAACAGGCCAUAAUGUCAAUCCCUGGGGAAGAGCAGCGGGAAGAAGCACUGACCCAGCUCAAUAAGGCAGCUCUGGAGCUGUGUGUUGAACAGAGGCCAGUUCAGUCAGACCUUCUGUAUCCACUCUGCCUCCAGCUGUGGCGGGGAGCAGUUGAUGACAUGGUGAGUCACGCUCUGAGGCUGAGAUCCCUGUAUGGCUUGCUUAAGAAGGACACCUAUGCAGAUGCUGUUCCAGAGGAAACAGAGGAAGUAAAGCAAGGAGGAGAAAAAAAAGGAGGAAAGGAAGACAAAAUAGCCACUAAGAAAGAAGAGAAAAAGGAUAAAGAACGCAAAAAAAGUAGAGCGACACCAGGGAAAGAGAAAGUGGAACAUCAAGGCAGCAGAAAGCUGAAAGCGAAGGAUGAGAAGCGGACACCUUCCAUUGCAUCAGUGAAGGUGAAAGAGGGAGCAGAGCCCCCAAAAGUAAAAGAUGAGAAGCGGGUAUCUGCUGCUUCAUCACUGAAGGAGAAAGAGGGAGCUGUAACUACAGAGGGAGUAGAACCUCCUCAGGAGCAGGUGGACUCUGUUUCAUUUGGAAUAUACCAGGAAAAACUCUAUAUUGAAGUUUACAAGCUGCUGGAUUCAAUGGUGAGUGAAAUGGUGUCUUUAUUUGAGGAUCUAAAGCAAUAACGUGCUCUGCAGUGGGAGAGGAGAAACCAUUUGCAUGUAGAAAUAGCUUUAAAAAAAUAAAUAAAUAACCAUAUGUACACAGA
Messenger RNA from Corapipo altera (White-ruffed manakin), 4017 nucleotides. RefSeq names its product MYCBP-associated protein-like. Gene Ontology annotation, biological process: porphyrin-containing compound biosynthetic process. NCBI's taxonomy places the organism in Eukaryota, Metazoa, Chordata, Aves, Passeriformes, Pipridae. The transcript has 25 exons. The coding region runs from base 368 to 3934 and encodes 1188 amino acids. The record is from RefSeq and is a predicted model, not a curated record. Gene Ontology annotation, molecular function: 4 iron, 4 sulfur cluster binding. Gene Ontology annotation, cellular component: cytoplasm.